ACAAUUUCAUUUGCCUUCGCGCUGAUUCCCGUACAGUGCUAAGAGAGAAAUAACCGGAAUAAUUAAAUACAUUUAAUCGUGCUUCGAGCGUAUUUUAUUGCUAAAAAGCUCUAAAUUAGCAGAAAUAUUUGCAGUUCAAGAUGGGCCGCACAAGCAAAAGCAAAAGUAAGAACGAAAAGGACCUUAGCGACUCCAAUCCGAGUGGAAGUGAAGAUGAGAGUGAAGACUAUGUCGUGGAGAAAAUUGUAAACAGGCGUGUGAACAAGGGAAAAGUUGAAUAUUUAUUAAAAUGGAAGGGAUAUGAUGAAAGUCAAAACACCUGGGAACCAAAGGAGAACUUGGAGUGUCCAGAGCUAAUUAAAGAGUUCGAGGAUAAACGUAAGAGUGGCAAAGAAAAAGAAAAGGAAAAAGAAAAAGAUUCCAAGCCCACAAAACGCAAGACUGAUGAAGCACUAGGCACGUCGGAUGAUGAAAAAGAGGCAAAAAAACAAAAGUCCAACAACAAGAAUAGUGUCGGGUCUAAAAACAAAGAAAACAAUACAAAAGACAAGAGUGAUGAGGAAAUCGAAGAGGGCAAAACAGGAUUUGACAUGGGCUAUGUACCCGAAAAGAUCAUUGGUGCAACAGACCAAGACGGAAAGCUAUUGUUCCUAGUACAAUGGAAGGGAAAGAAUAAGGCGCAACUUGUCGAAUCCAAAAUCGCCCGCAAACAUUGUCCAGAUCUCGUCAUAGACUUUUACGAAGCGCGGCUCACCUGGCAACAGGACUAAUUUGCUCUCGAAAAACAUCUCUUUUUCAUCUUCAAUUAAUCCAAAAUUAAAUUAACCAUAAAUUAAUUAAAAAUAAAAAUUAAUUAAAAUAAACGGUUUGUUCUAUAUUUUUCAUCAAGCAAAAACUAUGGUUUAAAAAUAAUUAUUAUGUACGAUGUAGCUAUUAAUUAUAUGAAAAUAAAAAACAUAAGAG
Molecule: messenger RNA, 963 nt
Organism: Culicoides brevitarsis
Lineage: Eukaryota; Metazoa; Arthropoda; Insecta; Diptera; Ceratopogonidae
Product: heterochromatin protein 1-like
Exons: 2
Coding region: 141-770 (209 amino acids)
Biological process (GO): chromatin organization; negative regulation of transcription by RNA polymerase II
Cellular component (GO): nucleus; pericentric heterochromatin
Molecular function (GO): chromatin binding
Source: RefSeq, a predicted model, not a curated record